CCCCUCGGCCAGGCAUGGAGGGGCUAGGAGCCAGCGCCCGGUGCCCGGUGCAAGAGCAGCGUGCCCGUUGGGAACGGAAACGCGCCUGCACUGCUCGGGAGUUGCUGGAGACGGAGAGGCGCUACCAAGAACAGCUGGGGCUGGUGGCCACGUACUUCGUGGGGAUUCUGAGAGCCAAGGGCACCCUGCAACCAGCGGAGCGCCAGGCCCUGUUUGGGCCCUGGGAGCUCAUUUACGGCGCCAGCCAAGAGCUGCUUCCCUACCUCGAAGGAGGGCACUGGGGACUGGGGCUGGAAGGCUUCUGCUCCCACCUGGAGCUCUACACCCAAUUUGCCGCCAACGCAGAGAGAUCCCAGACCACCCUGCAGGAACAACUAAAGAAAAAUAAACGUUUCCGGAGGUUUGUGCGACUUCAGGAAGGCCGCCCUGAGUUUGGGAGCCUUCAUCUCCAGGACCUGCUCCCUCUGCCUCUGCAGAGGCUCCAACAGUAUGAGAACCUUGUUGUGGCUUUGGCUGAAAACACAGGUCCCAACAGCCCUGACCACCAACAGCUUACACGGGCCGCCCGGCUGAUAGGUGAGACUGCUCAGAGAGUCCACAGCAUUGGUCAGAGACAGAAGAAUGACCAGCACCUCCGGCGUGUUCAGGCUUUGCUCAGUGGCCGCCAGGCAAAGGGGCUUACCUCAGGUCGCUGGUUCCUACGUCAGGGCUGGCUACUGGUAGUGCCUCCCCGUGGGGAGCCUCGGCCCCGAAUGUUCUUCCUCUUCUCUGAUGUGCUCCUCAUGGCCAAACCUCGACCCCCACUGCACCUGCUGCAGAGGGGCACCUUUGCCUGCUGUGCCCUCUACCCCAUGGCCCAGUGUCAACUCCACAGGGUCUUUGGCCAUUCAGGAGGCCCUUGUGGUGGACUGCUCAGUCUGUCCUUUCCCUGUGAGAAGCUACUGCUUAUGUCCACAGACCAGGAAGAGCUGUUGCGCUGGCACCACAGUCUGACUUUAGCCAUCAGCAGCCAGAAGAGCUAGAGGAAUCUUACAAAUUCCAGAACCCAGGAUACAUGAGGAAUAGGUCAGAGUCAGGAGUACAAAGAAAUCUUCAGUACUAAACAAAACACAGACCCCUUCAUGGUUUGAGAAGGGUCGUUUUGUGUUUGUUUGGGACCAGUCUGCCUUUAAGAAUCAGGAAACAAAGUCCGACCCAAUUGAACCUCUGCUGAACCAGCCCCUCCAAUACGGAUGAGGGGCUUUGGACUGAUAAGCUCGGUGCUGUGUCUAUGGCUGGUUGUUUGUCAAGACUGCAGCUUUGUAAACAUGGAUGUUUUUAUGUUGUACGCAGUUUCUAUAAUUUAUUUUCCCACUGGAUUUUAGUAAAGUGGUUUUUGUUUUUGUUUUCA
This is a messenger RNA of Hyaena hyaena (striped hyena), 1390 nucleotides long. It is a transcript of the gene ARHGEF39, whose product is annotated as Rho guanine nucleotide exchange factor 39. NCBI's taxonomy places the organism in Eukaryota, Metazoa, Chordata, Mammalia, Carnivora, Hyaenidae. The record is from RefSeq and is a predicted model, not a curated record. The transcript is spliced from 9 exons. Gene Ontology annotation, molecular function: guanyl-nucleotide exchange factor activity. Bases 15 to 1022 code for a protein of 335 amino acids. Gene Ontology annotation, biological process: positive regulation of cell migration. Gene Ontology annotation, cellular component: plasma membrane.